CGCCGCCGCCCGCCCGCCCGCCAUGGCCGCCGACACUUCGAAGCCCUUGUUCCCCGCCGCACCGCACACCUCCCUCCUCCCCUCCCACGGCAACCCUAACCGCGUCUCGCCGGAGGCCUCCUACUGGCGCAAUUUCCGCUCCUCCGAGCUCGUCACCGGCUCCAAUUACCCCGUCACCCACCUCACCUUCUCCCCCGCCCACGCCAAACCCACGCUCGCAGCAGUUGGCUUCUCCGCCGUACAGCUCUUCACCGGCGACCCCCUCGCGCCGCGCCCCAAGAUAUCUGUCACCAAGGAUUUCGUAUAUUCGCCUUCCUUCCGCUCAGACGGGGCCCUCCUCGCCGCCGGCGACAUUAAGGGUGUCGUCCGCGUCUUCCGCGUCGACAAGCCAACUUCGGGCCCACUCCGGACCCUCCGCGCCCACUCCGCCGAGACCCGCGUGGUCCGCUACCCAGUGGCUGGCGGCGACAAGAUCCACCUCAUCACCGCCGGAGACGAUGCGCUGCUUGCCUACUGGGACGUCCCCUCCGAGACGCCCGUUUUCACCGUCCCUGCCGCCCACCGCGACUACAUCCGCGCCGGCGCCCCGUCCCCGGCUGACCACAACCUCUUCGUCACUGGCUCCUACGACCACAGCGUCAAGCUCUGGGAUGCCCGUACCGGGAAAGCACCGUCUCUAUCCUUCUCUCAUGGCGCCCCGGUGGAGAGCGUGCUGUUCCUGCCGUCUGGUGGGUUGCUUGCCACUGCGGGGGGGAACAUGGUGAAGAUUUGGGACGUGAUUGGUGGUGGUCGGCUUGUGCACUCAGUGGAGAGCCAUGUCAAGACAGUGAUGGCCCUCGCGCUCGGGAAGAUGGGCACCACCGGCGAAACUCGGCUGCUUAGUGCAGGGAGUGAUGGAUAUGUGAAGAGCUUUGAUUAUGGGGAGCUUAAGAUCACACACUCUAUGCGGUACCCAAAGCAAUUGCUGUCUGUGGCAUGCUCACCUUGCGGCACAGUGCUUGUUGCUGGGUCUUCAAAGGGAGAUAUUUUCGUGCGCAGAAGGAAGAAGGCAACCGAGGAGGAGGAGCAAGCGGGGAAGGUUGUCAGCGGUGUGUUCGAUUGGACAUCGCCCAAGCCAGAGAAGCAGGCACUGAAGCCAAGCUACUAUAGGUACUUUAGCCGUGGUCAGAAUGAAAAGCCAAAGCAGGGCGACUUUGUGAUCGAGAGACCUAAGAAGGUGAAAAUUGCAGAGCAUGAUAAGUUGCUGAGGAAGUUCAGGCACAAGGAAGCUCUAGUUUCAGCAUUAGCUAAGAACAAUCCAAGGAGUGUGGUGGCUGUGAUGGAGGAGCUAGUUGCAAGGAGAAAGCUGGUGAGAUGCAUAGGGAAUCUGGACGUCGACGAACUAGGUUUUCUCCUGGAGUUCCUGCAUCGAAACGCAACCUUGCCAAGGUACGCCAGGUUGUUGCUCGGUGUGGCAAACAAGGUGUUGGAGAUGCGCGCUGAGGAUAUCCGCUCAGAUGGGAAGCUGAGAGGGUACAUCAGGAAUCUCAAGAGAAUGGUUGUGGAGGAGAUUCAGAUACAGCACACACUGCAGGGAAUUCAAGGGAUGAUAUCGCCCAUGCUUGCACUUGCAAGUAGAUGAAAAAGGUGCUUUUUCUUGAAAGGGAAUUUUCGCUAUCUGUUUGAUUGCAAUGAGGGCUGCCAUAUGUGCUGAUGUAUGUUAGUUUACACUUCAUAGACCAUGGUUGUUGGUGAAAUUGGGCUUGUGUUACUAUUUCAGAUACUCUAUUCUAGUAGUGUCUAAACUUUUGAUGAGAUUACUGUUCAACUAUGCUUAUUUUGAUGAUAUGCAAUAUCCAUCCAAGAGAUGUGGUCGAUUGUUA
Lolium rigidum is the source of this 1862-nucleotide messenger RNA. RefSeq names its product protein SLOW WALKER 1. Gene Ontology annotation, biological process: positive regulation of transcription by RNA polymerase I; rRNA processing. The transcript has a single exon. The record is from RefSeq and is a predicted model, not a curated record. Lineage: Eukaryota; Viridiplantae; Streptophyta; Magnoliopsida; Poales; Poaceae. Bases 23 to 1621 code for a protein of 532 amino acids. Gene Ontology annotation, cellular component: nucleolus. Gene Ontology annotation, molecular function: protein binding.